AGAUGCACUACCGACGUCCGUCUGUUCCAAAGCCUCAUCUCUUGCUGCCAGCUUCGAAGCACUUAACCUGCAGGGUGCUUCCGUGCUGUCGUCUGUGUUCAGCGAAGUCUAUCACAACUGUCGUGGCAUGCCUAGGAUGACAGUAGCGGGCUUGCUUGAAGGCGCUGUUGAACUCAUGGUCUCUCAAGCUGUACCGUUCACGACCAACUUACUCCAGGCACGGCCCUCGCCUUGCGGCUGCUGCCGACAGGAACCGCCGGGUGAAGAAAACACCACUGACCAGAUAUGGUCUGUCGAUAGCUUCCCAGCUCUGUACCACCGCCGAGAGGAUCGCACUGUUAGAGUCCCUGGCGACACACCGAGCGACUUCCUUGAAAGAGAUCUAUCGCUCACAAAGUUAGAGAAGGUUCAAAAGCAUCUGUGGUUUGCUGGGAAUAAACGCCCGACGGCACCACUACACUACCAGAUUUCCAUUGGGCGGAGCAUAACACUUAUGGAGCGGAUGGAUCUACAUCUGCUGUGGUUAAACGAUGGAACUCUCUUCGUCAAGCCCAUGCCGCAUUAUCUGCUUGAUUCCGGUGUGUGGCAGGGCUACCUGACUUGUCCAUCUGAUUGUGCCAAUUGUGCCCGCACGGCGCCGCCAGGGUGUCCCAGGAAGAAGCUGAGGAAAUGUGCUAUGGGCUUCCUCUUCAGCUUCGCCUGCCUCGUAUCCUAUCAGAGCGAUUUCGAAAUCGCGCUCGAGAAGCACCUCUUUCCAAAGAGGAACGACGGCUCCGAUCCAUGCUGGCAAGACUGGAAGAGAUUUGUGAGAGAGGUCAUCGCGGCAUACAAAGCGGAAGACGUCCAUGAGCGGUUCCAUCGUGGCGAGCUCCGCCUUUCCAGGCUCAAUACGAUCCAUCAGUUUAGCCAAUUGCCGCCCUUCGACCCGUACUUCAGCACCUGGCACCAUUACGGCGAUCUAUUCCGCGAAAACCUCACCUGGCUGGCGACAGCGACUGUCUUCAUUGCCCUGAUUCUAACGGCGAUGCAGGUCGGGCUUGCCAUAGAACGCCUCAAUACCCAAAAAUCCUUUGUCAACGCAUCGUACGGGUUCACCAUCUUCGCCAUGAUUGGACCCAUCGGUGUUUUAGGCUUGGUAUUCAUAGCGGCCUUGUACAAUCUGUUGAAAGACUUGCCUCAUCUUCUGGGUCUGACAUCAAAGUCACCAUAUAAGAAGGUCAGCCCCUCUUCGUUAGAAAUACGGCAAGGCAGGCAGACGGAUGGGUCGUCCCGAGUGUAGAGUUACUUUCUCCCACUGUAGAGGACAGUAUAUUAUCAACGCCAAGCAACCUCCUAUACUUAUCAUUUGGAUGGACUAGAAUAUGGCGGUAGUAAUAAAAGGACUAUGGUUGUCUGUGGCGGUUGCUCCUUGUUAGUGGCUCUAGCUAUAGUUCAUGGCUCC
Cladophialophora immunda is the source of this 1441-nucleotide messenger RNA. RefSeq lists its product as uncharacterized. The record is from RefSeq and is a predicted model, not a curated record. Lineage: Eukaryota; Fungi; Ascomycota; Eurotiomycetes; Chaetothyriales; Herpotrichiellaceae. The transcript is spliced from 2 exons. The coding region runs from base 128 to 1279 and encodes 383 amino acids.